UCCAAAACUAAAAAUAAAAUACUCCAUAACUAAGAAUUUAAAUACACCCCUCUCUCUCACUCCAAUUUUCAAAUCCAAAGAAAUCAGGAAUUGCUGUCUUUGCUUCUCCCCUUCCGUCUUCCUCCCCGACAGCAAAAUUAACCCUAGAAAUGGCGAUCGCAGCUGAGACGCAGUCGGAGCAGCAACAUCAACCCAAGGCUCCACCUGAAGGCACAGGCGAGGAGAAACAGAGGUGGACUCUCAGUGAUUUUGACAUAGGAAAGCCUCUUGGGAGAGGAAAAUUUGGUCACGUGUAUUUAGCUAGGGAGAAGAGGAGCAAUCACAUUGUGGCACUAAAAGUUCUGUUCAAGACCCAACUAAAACAAUCUCAGGUUGAGCACCAACUUCGCCGUGAAGUUGAGAUACAAAGUCACCUUAGGCAUUCAAAUAUACUGAGACUCUAUGGCUACUUUUAUGAUCAGAAACGAGUGUAUUUGAUACUGGAGCAUGCAGCUAAGGGUGAACUUUACAAGGAAUUGCAAAAAUGCAAAUAUUUUAGUGAAAGGCGUGCUGCUACUUAUGUUGCAUCGUUAGCUAGAGCCCUCAUAUACUUGCAUGGAAAACAUGUUAUACACAGAGAUAUCAAACCAGAGAAUCUUUUAGUUGGUGCUCAGGGUGAACUUAAAAUUGCUGAUUUUGGUUGGUCUGUGCACACAUUCAAUCGCAGACGGACGAUGUGUGGCACUCUGGAUUAUUUACCGCCUGAGAUGGUGGAGAGCGUUGAGCAUGAUGCAAAUGUUGACAUUUGGAGCCUUGGUGUCCUCUGCUAUGAGUUCUUGUAUGGGGUGCCUCCUUUUGAAGCAAAGGAACACUCAGACACUUACAGAAGGAUAGUGCAAGUUGAUCUGAAAUUCCCUCCGAAGCCCAUAGUCUCCUCUGCUGCAAAAGACAUGAUUAGUCAGAUGCUAGUAAAGGAUAGUUCGAAGCGCCUGCCUCUGAUCAAGGUACUUGAGCAUCCAUGGAUCGUCCAAAAUGCGGAGCCUUCUGGAGUUUUUAAGGGUUAAUCGACCCCUUACUUAUAUCACUUAAAGGCCAAGUCUGUAUACUUACGUCUCAAAAUCAGUGUUGUGUAUCAAGUGGAAGUAAAUAUGUUCUAUUAAAACAAUCAUUCUAUUUUACAUUUCACAUUUCAUUUGUUGAUCUCUAGUUACUAUCAAUUUGUUGAAAUUAGAUAUUCAUAACACAGUGAACAAUGGGUCCUUAUUUGUUAUGAUUCACAGCAUUGUGUUGUUUUUACAAAAAAGGUGGUUACAUUUUUUAGACUAUGACUACGUUACUUCAUGCCG
This is a messenger RNA of Cuscuta europaea, 1325 nucleotides long. NCBI's taxonomy places the organism in Eukaryota, Viridiplantae, Streptophyta, Magnoliopsida, Solanales, Convolvulaceae. The record is from the annotation of a GenBank genome assembly.